AUAAACUUAAUACGAAAUUCAUUAAUGGAAAUUUUAAAUUGAAUGACGAAUGUAUUGAUGGAAUUACAAAAGACGCUGCAAAUGCUGGUGGAUUUGCAUGUACAAAAGAUAAUAAAUUACUUCAAUGUUUACAUAAUAAAUUUAUUGUGAUUCAAGACUGUAUCAAGAACAAUUUAAUAUGUGCAAGUGUGCCAAACACACACCGUGAUGGGGUUUCAGUGGGAUGUCAAUUUAAAAAUGGUGGUAAUAGUCCCUCAUCAAGAAUAGAUAAUGCAAGAAAUUGUAAAAAAUAA
Molecule: messenger RNA, 293 nt
Organism: Dentiscutata heterogama
Lineage: Eukaryota; Fungi; Glomeromycota; Glomeromycetes; Diversisporales; Gigasporaceae
Source: the annotation of a GenBank genome assembly